UAGAGCUUGUAACCAGAAUGGAUCUGCUUAAACAUCUCUUUGUGUUACUAUGUUUUACAGGUUUAUCUUUCAACAUUUUUCAUGUUGAACAGUUUCCAAAUAUCUGUGAAGACCUGGGGAGAACUAUUAAUAUCAGCUGUUACUAUGGAAAAGAUGUGAUUACCCGUGCAAAGACAGAAUGGUGGUUUAAGACAGAGAAUACAACAGAAGACAAAAUUGUCAUAACUUCAGAUACUACUUAUGGAAAUCAGUUUCACACACAACAUGACCAGUUAAAUAAAAGAUACGUGUUAACAGUUAAAAAUGUCCAGGUUCAAAACAAAGGAAUUUAUACUUGUAAGAUAACUAAAAUUACCCCACCACCAGCAAUAUCAGGCAUAGGAAAUGGAACCAAGUUAUGUGUACAAGCUCCACCAAAGACUAUGGAAUUCAGAGCUCUUUCACAUUCUCUGAUAUCAUGUGGCACACAUAGCUUCUACCCCAAAAAUAUCGAGAUGCAUUUCCAAAGUACAUGUGGCACAUAUCAAACCUUAAACGAAUCACUUGACCAAAACUAUGAUAUGACAUUUAAUGCCACAAAGAAGUUUGUGAUAUCUUUUGAAGCCUGCCACAAUGGAACAGAAAUAAGCUGUGUAGUGCAUCAUGCACAGUCUCGGGUGACACUAAAUAAAUCUCAGUGGAUAUCCGCUAAAAGAGAAAAAGGUUACUAUCACAGCAGUACUAUGCUACUGGCAUCUGGGAUAACUGCUGGUGUUGGCAUAAUUGCAGUUGUUACAAUUCUUAUAAAAGGAUGUCUCUGCUGUGAACAUAAAAGUCAGAAUGCUCUGCAAAAGGAUGGUUUAUCAUGGCAUGGCAAAAUGAACACAACAGAAACCAAUGGAAAUGAGGAAGAAGAUUUUGUUUCAUAUUCAACAGUAAAAAUUAGUACUAAGAAGACACAUAUAAGAAAAAAUGAUGAAGUUUUGUACAGUACAGUCAUAAACAAAUAAAUGAAUAAA
This is a messenger RNA of Lepisosteus oculatus (spotted gar), 998 nucleotides long. RefSeq lists its product as uncharacterized. The record is from RefSeq and is a predicted model, not a curated record. NCBI's taxonomy places the organism in Eukaryota, Metazoa, Chordata, Actinopteri, Semionotiformes, Lepisosteidae.